AUGAGGACGGCCAGGCGGGCCAGCACCGUGGAGGUGCCCUCCUUCCUCCGCCAGCUAGCCAAGGAGACAGAGAAGAUGGUCACCUUCUUCUUUAAGGGAGUACAGAAAGAUGACCAGGAGGGGAACGAAGAGGACUUCAGUGAUGAGGAUAACGGGCCGAGCAUCUACCUGGACCGGCCCAUCCUGGAGAAACACGCGGCCGAGGGGGGGUCUCAGUGGGGGGUGAACUAUGCAACGGCCAGCAUGCAGGGCUGGAGGGCGCAGAUGGAGGACGCCCAUGCCUGCAUGCCGGAGAUGGGAGGGGAGCUGGUGGAGUGGGGCUACUAUGCUGUGUUUGAUGGACACGCUGGCAACACGGUGGCACAGUACUGCUCCCGCAACCUGCUGCAACACAUCCUCGCUACAGGUACCAAAUUGGGCCGCGCACUUUGACUAACUGAAUUAUAUAAUUGUAGGCAGCCUAGUUUAUUUUCACUAUUUUACGACACCUAUUUCCAGUGUGUGUUCCACAGACAUAGCUAGGCAUGGGUGACAAGGUGCCGUUGUGCUGUAGGCUAUGUGUAUGGUGUUCUUGAUCUAAAGUUGUAACUUGAAUACCAAAGACAAUAUCUCUCCUGGUUUUAUGUAUCAUUCCUAAACAUUAACAUGGUAGCACAACAUGGCUGACAGCUGUUGUUGACAACCUCUUGAUCCUUGUUCUUGGCCCGAAGUAUGAGAUACUUAAUCUGACACUUGUGCCUACAAUGUCUGCUACUUAACUCAAGACAAACUUUUAAUCCUAACCUAAAAUGCAUAAAUUAAUCAAUUAAUGCCACAAGCAAAACAGACAGACAGACAGUGACCUCAGAGGACUACAACAGCGCAACCUGAGCUCUGAGAUUUGGGCUCUGGCAGGGCACCAACAGUGGGCAUUUGUCCCUUGGAACCAAGCUGGCAAGGCUGGUGGUCAAAUAAUUGUAUUGUAACUAUGUGUAGUUAUCAUGUAGUUGGCCCCACUGUAGUUAACUUCUGCAUGUCGAUUUUAGGCAGCACAACCUAAUAUGAAUUAGAACCAAAUGAUGUGUAUUUGUCACCUAUAGGCCAGGUCUCUAACCCAUAUUGAUCUCUCCUGCCUCCAGGGCGCGUAAAGGCGGAGGAGGACCCUGAUGAUGUGAAGGAGGGGAUUGUCGAGGGCUUCCUGGCCAUCGACAGCCACAUGCACACACUGACGCGCCAGGAAUGCUGGGAGCGCAGCGGCUCCACGGCGGCUGCCGUCAUGCUCUCGCCGCAGUACAUCUACUUCGUCAACUGUGGCGACUCGCGGACGCUCCUCUGCCGUGACGGCCAGGUCAUCUUCUACACGGAGGACCACAAGCCUUUCAACCCUAGGGAGAAGGAGCGAAUACAGAACGCAGGCGGCUCGGUGACCCAGCAUAGGGUGAACGGCUCCCUGGCUGUGUCCAGGUCCCUGGGUGACUUUGACUUUAAGGAGGUGGACUGGAGGUCCCAGACUGAGCAGCUGGUCUCCCCAGAGCCGGAGGUGUACAAGCUGGAGAGGUCACCGCAAGACGAGUUCCUCAUAGUGGCUUGUGACGGCGUGUGGGACGCCAUCGGCAAUGAGGAGCUGUGUGCGUUCGUCCGCAGCCGCCUGCAGGUGUGCGAUGACCUGAGGGAGAUCUGCAACCAGGUCAUUGACCUCUGCCUCUAUAAG
Coregonus sp. 'balchen' is the source of this 1690-nucleotide messenger RNA. NCBI's taxonomy places the organism in Eukaryota, Metazoa, Chordata, Actinopteri, Salmoniformes, Salmonidae. The record is from the annotation of a GenBank genome assembly.